This is a messenger RNA of Colletotrichum abscissum, 816 nucleotides long. RefSeq lists its product as uncharacterized. Gene Ontology annotation, molecular function: pyroglutamyl-peptidase activity. Bases 1 to 816 code for a protein of 271 amino acids. Lineage: Eukaryota; Fungi; Ascomycota; Sordariomycetes; Glomerellales; Glomerellaceae. The transcript has 3 exons. Gene Ontology annotation, cellular component: cytosol. Gene Ontology annotation, biological process: proteolysis. The record is from RefSeq and is a predicted model, not a curated record.
AUGGGGUCACAAAUUGAUUCACAAGACGAGUUCACGGUGCUCGUCACUGGCUUCGGCCCUUUCAAAGCCCAAUACCCCGUAAAUCCCUCCUGGGAAAUCGCCCACUCUCUACCAGCAUACCUCCCGCCCCUCCGCGCCAAGAACCCAAAAGAUCACCACUCUUCAACCUCCCCCUCCACUUCGUCCUCCUCUCGGCCCCUCCCACCCGUCCGCAUCCUCGUCCACCCGGAAGCCAUUCGCGUAAACUACCAAAACGUCCGCCGCCUGGUACCCCAGCUAUGGGACCCGGCAGUUCAUCCGCGCAUAGACGCGACCGUACACAUCGGCAUGGCGGGACCGCGGCUGUUCUACUCGAUUGAGCGCCGCGGUCACCGGGACGGCUACGCUUUCCCUGACGUGGACGGGAAGAAGCUCGAGGACGAGGAUCGGCGAAGGGAGGAGGGCGAGAAUUGGGUGUGGUACGGCAUGCCGUCUGAGAUUGAGACGGGAUUGGAUCUGGCUGAUGUGUUGGAGCGGUGGAAGGAUCAUAGCCCGGAAGGAUCCGAUCUCCGUAUAUCCGAAGACGCGGGACACUACCUCUGCGACUUCAUCUACUUUUCCAGCCUAGCGCAUCUGUGGAAGGCACAGAAGCACCGCAGAGUGACGUUCCUCCACGUCCCGUCCGACGCAUCCGAGGCGUCCGUCUCCAGAGGUACCGAAUUGGCGAUACAGCUGAUCCGGUCUAUUGCCGAGAGCGAGCUGAGUCGCAGACGUAAAGGAGGCGAGGAGGAAGUCGUGGGUAAGGAUGAUAAGAUUGCGGUUGAGCUACGGGUAUAA